CAUGCUUCUGCGCAGCCCCUCUCUACGUGCUGCGGUCGGUCCUGGGCGUCGUUCAGGCGACACUCCGUUCGUUUCACGCCGAUAGAGAAAUGAGAGAAAGAAACUCGGAUCAGCUUCUUCUUUCGUCAGCUUGUUUUCUGGAGUAUCCUCCCUUUCCCUGCUGCAUAAAAUACCUUUCUGAGGCGCUCUGUUCUGUUGUUUGUCGCUACAGGUUCCGGUAAACAUAUCGGAUGUCCUAUGCCUAGCGCGCAGAGGUCCUGCAACCUGUCGCCACCUUCUCUUCUCCUCCCUGCCACCUUCUUCUUGCUCGGCUCCCGUUCCUGUCACUUGGUUGUUGCCUCUCGUUAUUCUGUGGCGUCUGUUUCUCCCGGCUUUUCGGAUCUUCCCCUGCUUCUGCGUGUGUCCGGACGGAUUUUUUGGCUGUCUUGUUCGUCGGGGCCUUCUCCUGAGUCCGGAUUCUGUUGUUGUUUUUCUCUAAUGAGAACGGCACUUCACUCACAGAUGCAGUGUGUGAAGUUUUGUAUAUAAAGGUGGAUCUCUGUCUUUUUUCUCUCCCGGUCACCCUGCAUGCGCCGCCGCAAGGUCGGCACCGGCACACCUCUUCCGUCUAGAUGCUGGCCUCGACAGCGACAACAAGGAGAGAUAAAAGAGAACGAGACAGUCGAGCGGCAUUGUGUCGCAGAUACUCUCACCCUUCCUGCCUCUGUAGGCACGUUGUGACCACAUCCAGGGUGUUCUCAGGUGCGGCACUUUGCCUCCGUCUUCCCUCACCCCCCCUCCCCCUGUUGUCUGGCGGAUCCAUCUCGGUAUCCAAUCCGAGAAUCCUUGGGAACUCUCUUCUCCCUUUUCCUUCCUCUGUGCAGCAUCUUUUCAGAGCUCUCUCCACUUCUCUUCGUGAUUCUUCCCCCGCGCACCAGGCGAAUGCAGCGAAGGAAAAACCAGAAGCGUGCACAGCUGACCGCGCCAGCCGAGGAGCGGACGCCAGUGCGACACAGGAGACAGAGAAGGAGAAGGAAAAAGCACUCGUGAUGCCAAAGGGAGGCGAACGCGAGACCGGAAGCGUCAGUCCGGAGGGCAUGACCAGCGAAAACGUGAAAAGCCAAGCAGAGGGUUCACAAGGGGACAACGGCGUUCUUCUGGUCGAUAAAACCUCGCCACAGGCCGUUGCACACGCACUAAGAAAGCUCUGUCGGCAUUCUCGUCGUCAGCUUCUUCUGGAUGAUUCUCCUCUUCCGCGGGCUCCUCAAACGCCUAAACAGCAAAACUGCGAAGAGUCGAGUGAGCGGGGGCGCCGCACCGUGGAAACCUGAGUGCAGGAAACGCGAGUACAGGGUACGGCCACCUGGAGAGGGUGGCGAACGGCGAGGCGACAGCAGGCAGGACGAAAGCAAGUGCAAAACCGGGUAAAACGCUCUCCUGAACUUUCUUUUCCGUUGCUGCUGUCUCACUGUGGGUGCGCCGCGACGCGUGCAACGAAAAAACAGCGACUGAAUGAGUGUGUAGGGAAGGCCAGAAAGGGCCAGGACGCUCCGUCCCAGUGAUAUGAGGUUAGACAGUUUUGUGGGUGCGUGUCGACAUGCGGAGGGAAUCUCGGUUGCAGCUCUGUGCAGAAGAAAAGGCAUCGGCGUAUGUAGGCUGGAAGACACGCGUGCAAGCUGCCGCGCAUUUCUGGAAACAAACCUUGUCCCCGCUACAUUCGGGAGCAUUCCAUUCUAUUUGAUCUGGUGUGUCCACACUGAUGCGACUCCAGUCAAAGAAACAGAGACACCGUUGUACCGAAACAACACACGGGGGCCGCCUUCGCCUGUCCCUCUGCAGAACAGCACGCCUUGCGGACCCCGUUUUGCCGGUUGAAAAAAGAGUAGAUUUUACUUGCGUAUUCGUGGAUGAACAGUGGACGCUGGGUCGCAUAGGUGAGCAGAGAGAGAGAGGCGAACCUAUUUUGUGCAUAUGCGGUAGUGUUUGUACACGUCGGUAUGUACACAGCACACACAAGCACAGGGCCGAUCGGACUGGCGUCUGGGACUUUUGACUGAAACCUGCCUACUUUAUUUGGAGCUGUCUGAGCGACUUCGACGCGUUGCGUUCUGUCCUGGGAGCAACGGCGAGCGAUGGCAAUUGGACUGCCAAGCGGCUAAGGGAAAGUAACGUGUCGUGUGGUCGCGUGCGCACAAGCCAAGCCUCAGUUUUCGAGGCUGUUCAGGCUCGUAACCGCGAAUAUCUCUUGGGUAUGACGCCCAGGUGUGUUCUGUUUCUUCUGCGUGCGCAUUUGUGUGUCGGUGCUCUCACGUGGCGGCUUGGCAACUCGAGCAAGGGCUGCAUGUAGAGCGAGUGACAUUCGUUUCGGUUGCGUUUUGUGUGCGGCCACCGAAGCUGUCCUGUGAAGGCGAGCGCAGAUUCAGUUGUGAGGCUGACGGCACAAGAGAAAUCCUGCAUCUCACAUAUACAGUGGGAAAUUGACGCCUCCGUCUCUAACUGGACUUCUCCUCGUUCGGUAAAUCCAAUUUCUGCCUUGACACAUUACCCACACUCACGAUGGACCGAAAAAAGUCGCCACGCUGGGUGGACGUGCGCCGCUUCUACUACGGUCGUGAGUGGGAAACGCAGGGCAGCACGGACAGUUCUGUGCUGAAAGAAGAAAGGCAAGAAACAGAGGUGGAGGAAAAAAAGGGAAAGGCAGAUGGAAGAAGAGAGAUGCAAGAAGCGGGUUUGAUACGCGGAACGGAACGGCGGGUUGUCGCAGCGACGCACUCGAUGAGCCAACCCCUAUAGAGGGGGCCACGCAAACAGUGGGCUCACGUCUGAUCAGCAUUUGAGAAUAUUUGUUGAAACAUACAGGGAUGAAAUGUCGGAGAGCGAUAUGUGUCGUUUGUUUUUGUGUGGCGGGGGGUUUUCGUGUGUCCACACAGACUUCCCGUCCUGCACGGUAUCUUCAAGC
Messenger RNA from Toxoplasma gondii ME49, 2938 nucleotides. RefSeq lists its product as hypothetical. NCBI's taxonomy places the organism in Eukaryota, Apicomplexa, Conoidasida, Eucoccidiorida, Sarcocystidae. Bases 612 to 1310 code for a protein of 232 amino acids. The record is from RefSeq and is a predicted model, not a curated record. The transcript has 4 exons.